This is a messenger RNA of Nezara viridula (southern green stink bug), 5025 nucleotides long. The record is from the annotation of a GenBank genome assembly. Lineage: Eukaryota; Metazoa; Arthropoda; Insecta; Hemiptera; Pentatomidae.
UGGUGCGCGUGUGUUGGUGACUGCGCAUCCUUUAGUGACUGAGGACUAGGCUUAGUUAGUGAUUGGCUAUGUGGUACUGACUACAUGGCGAUGUCAGUUUACCAGGGCAAUCGUCUCGUGAGGGCGAUAUGCCUCCUGUGGUUCGUAUGUCUGUCAGUUGGGCAAGACGAAAGAACAUCUCAAGCGAGCCAAGUCGAAGCAGAAGUGAGAGCGGGAUUGACAGCUCAAAUUUUACCAACCCGAGCGAGCGAAGCCAACCGACUACCAGCCAUUCAAGCAACGAUAGGGAAUGAUAAAAACUCGGAAGACAGAAAAGAGAAUACGGAACCGAAGAAGGACAAUUUAAAGGAAAUCAAUUAUGAACCAACAGUCGAGGAACAUUUUAGCUUUACGAACGAUUUAAAAGAAGGAUAUCUAGAGCUUUCGCCAACUAAGGCGGGCCCAGGCAACUCAGGGGCCAUCCUCCGCACGGCUUCGGGGGAAGGAUCUGGGGGCCCCCGUGGGAAGGUGGGGGGGCCCACUGCUGGUCGCAAGUCCAGCCCGGAUAUCCAGGAGAUCAUCACGGGUUUUGUCAAGCUGCUCAACGGCAACACACCCGCGGUGCCCCCUAGGCCGGUGAGGACGCGGAUUAACAAUCGCGGACCACCUCGCAUCACGGAUCUUCCUCCUCUUGUCUUGGACCCACCGAGGAGGGAUCCACCACCUUAUCCAUUCGAGAGGCCACAAGGAGUAAUCAAACCCUUUGUAUCAGGGGUGCCACUGCCAGAACAAAUUGUACCCACUGAGCCACUGCCUAUGCGACCUCCGUUGCGUCCGGUGAGGAACAGAACGCAAGAAGUCAUCCAGCCGACUCGGCUUCCUAUCACUCCUCAAGUCUUGGGCACGGCAGUGUCCUCUACUGUACAGGAAGCUCCUGCUAACCUGUCCAAGGUAGAUAACUAUACAACCACAACCAAACCACCACCUACGAACGCAACUACCGCAUCACCUCCAACAACUGUAAAUCGAUCUACAACCACUACCAAUCCACCUACUACCACAACAAAUAGGACUACAACCACUACAAAUAAGCCUACCACGACUACCAACCGCGUAACGUUGGCUCCACCAACCACUACGAAUGCAACAACGACCACUACCCGAAAUACAACUCCUAAAAUAGAAAUCAAGAUCCCUCCUGUAACAAUGAAGACCCCCGUCGAACAAGAUAAGAAGAAGAAGAUUGCUGUCAGUCCGAGUACGACUAUAGAACCCUCAAUAGUCGAGGUGGUCACCGUCGAGGAGACGAAAUGGAACGACACGCGGACUAAAGUUACAGGAGGAUAUGCGCCCAGACCUGGAAUAGUACUAGAUGAUCCAGAGUAUAAGCCAGGAAUAGGAAAGAGGCCAACAGUAAUAGAGACCCAUGGAGGAGGGCAAGUCUUUGAUAUCACAGUAUCUGCGGUCCAGGGGCCUGAUCAGCCUUCGAAGACUGGUCAACCUGUGGUAUAUCCAGGUACGGCAGAGAGAAUUGAGCUGGAAGGAGUCAGCCUGCCUGGAGCUGGAAAUGGUGAGGUCUCGGUCAUCACCUCAGCUGAGGCUGGCCAACAUUUUGUCUCUAUUGAUGGAAAGAGGACCUACAUCAGCCUUUUUGGAAGUAGUGAGGCACCUGCUAUAAAACCUACACCUGUUCAACGACCCCAAAUGAAAACAACUCAAGGAACGUAUACUGGGACAAGAGUAAAGCGACCUCCUCAAAGUGGAAGAAGACCUCAACAACCCGCUGUACGAAUAGACACAUGCAUCGUUGGUGACUGGAGUACCUGUGACAGCGAACAACAUGAGACUUGUAGAACAGAGCAAGGUGUCUCAUCUUGUCACUGUUCUCCAGGAUAUAGUAGGCGCAGUCAUAGGCAGCCAUGCAAGAGAGUAGUUUCAUUGGUGACAUCUGUUCAAGUGGAUAAAUUCUACGACCAAAAAGUGACUUGGAGUGAAAAACUAAAGGACCCUGAUUCUCAGGAAUAUCUUCAACUGGAAUAUGAAGCGAUCAGAGCAAUGGAAUCAGCGAUGUCAAUGACACCAUUCUCAGAUGCCUAUAUGGGUGCUAAGGUGAAUGGAAUCUAUACACACCCGGGAUCAGCACAGAGACCAGUUUUUGUUAAUGUUACACUCCAAGUUGAGGAGAAUGCUGAAAAUCUGCGGCCGCAGGUUAGGGGAGAAAUCCAGAGGCACCUUUUAGGAGCUAUUCAUCGAAGAGGCAAUAAUAUUGGAACAUCUCAUUUGUGGGCCCCUACAACCAAUGGGGUUUCCCAUCUUCAAGAUUUGGAUGAGUGUUCUUCACCUGAUCUGAAUGAUUGUCAUAAUGCAGCUACUUGUCGUAACACCUUUGGUUCAUUUGAGUGCACCUGUCCUCCUGGUUAUAAGGAUGAAUUUUCAACAGUAUCACACAAGUCUGGGAGAAGAUGUGAAACUUGUGGACCAGAAUUUUGUAAUCAUCGAGGAACAUGCUCUUAUAGCAAUUCUCAACCAGUCUGUCAGUGCUCUGGGAACUAUUAUGGCUCACAAUGUGAAGUUGAUGGUGAAGUGCUAGGAGUAGCAAUUGGAGCAUCUGUUGCAGCUGUUAUUAUUAUACUUUCAACUCUCGCAUGUCUUUGCAUGUGGAGUCGACGAUGGAAUAAAGAAGAAAAGGUGGGUAUGGGCUCACCAGUAUUUGGAUAUAUGCCAUCUGGUGGAAGUAGUGUAAAAACGCCAGGUAUCGGUGCUCCACCUUACCAAGUAUCUCUGGAAGAUAGAAUGCGUUGGGCGCAAAUAGCUGAUGUUAUGGCUCACUCAACCAAUCACUACGCGGUGGGUCCUGAACCUGUUAAUAUCCCAACAAGACCUUCAUCUGCAAUGUUUGGUUAUGGAGGUACUCUUCCAGUUGCGCCAAUGCCAUUGCCCAGAUUGGGUUUAAGAUCUGGGCAAAAUACAACAAGACAUGAUUCUAGUAGUGAGGAGGAAGACAGGGCAGAUUUACUUGGACGAAGCUUCCAGGUUCCUCGCCCUAAAAGUAGAAGCUCUAUAGCGAAUCAGAGUGGUAUUUACUAUGAUGUGGACUAUGAACAGCAGCAGGGUGACCACUUUACAACUACUAAAUCACAUCCUGGCUGCAUCGCGCUCAAUACGUAUACGCUAGGCAGAGCACACUACUACAGGACAUGAAAGACGUACCUGCCAUCAUGCCUAGCAUUUAUGAACUGUGAUUAAUAAUUAUGGAAGGAUAUUAAAGUGAAAGAAUUAAAGAAAAACUUUACACACAGUCAUAAAUAAACCUAUUAUUACAAACAAGAGGGACAUAUAAUAACUGUUAUUAUGACUUGAAAUAAAAGUGGGACCUCUUUUGUAUAUUACUAACAUUUGUAUUGUUUAAAAAAAAAAAGUUGUUUAAUUUUGUUAUAUUGAAGAAUGCUUUCUUCAAUGAUUCGGUAUGUGUUUUUAUUUUCUUAUUGUAACUAAUGGACAUAUCGGUUGACGUUCACAUCCUUUUGAUAAACCAAAGUUAUACUAUGUUCAGGUACAUAUUAUUAAAGAAUUAUAAAUCCAAAAGACAAAAUUCUUUUGUGGUCUAACUUGAAUUCUUUUAUGCUGUAAAUAUAUAAAUAUAUAUACAUAAUUAUAUUAAAAUAGAUAUUGCCUAUUGUUAAGGGCUAAUUUAGUUAUAAAAUAAGUUAUUUUACCUAUAUAAUGCGGCUAUUAAUUUAGAUCAUGACCUAUAGUGAUACUUAUAUUUUAAAUUAAUAUCGUAAUUCAAUUUUAGCUAUCUAGCUAAAACAAAGACCAUGCUUGGAACCCAAUUAUUUACUUUGUACAUAUAUAUAUUAUUUACACUAGAGAUAUUAAUCAGUAUCGAGGAGUUUUGAGCUAAACUUUCUUUAAGUACUCUUAGAAAUUCAUUAAUAAAAGAAAUAUAAAAUAUUUCAGCCCAACUAGCCCAAUUUUUUAAAUCCAUUAAAUUAUCUUUCUAUUAUAUAGAUUGAUAUUUUGUAAUAUGUCUUUGGUAUAUUAAUUCAAUAUUUCAGUGAAAUAUGAACUGGUUGGUGGUCAAGAAAAGAAUUCCAAAUUGUAAAUUUAUUUAUUUUAAUUUUUGAGAUUCCUUUCUUGAGGCCAUCCUGUAUAUUAUUUUGAGUUUUAUCCAUAGUCAACUAAUAAUAAUUAUGCAAUAAUUAAAACAUGUUUUAAAUAUAGUGAUCGCUCUUUUUUAAUAAAUUUGUCCUUAACAUUUAUUUAUUUUUUAAAUUGAAUAUAAUAAACCAGCUGGAAUGAUCAUCACAUUAGUCUCAGUUAAAAACAAAAAAAAGUGACAAAACUAACUUUUCCACAAUUAGUUGACCUUGAAUGUGAUAAAAUUCUUUAAUGUUGUUAUAAAUUCUGUUUUAAAUUUAUUUAUGCAACUGAACUGAUGUGCUGAGAAUAGUGGUUGAAUAAAUUAUCUAUAUGUUUUAUCUUCUCUUUUUUUUUUUUAAUGAGAUGACUUACUUAGUAAUCUCUCUGUUGAGAAAUAUAUUGUAAAUGAAAAGUAAGAAAACUGCAUUUUUCCAAUUUUGAUGAAUACACUUACAAAAUUUCAUCCAGAAUUAAGUCAUAAGUUUCAAGCAUGUUAUUGUGAACAAGUAAUAAAUGCAAAAUUUUCUAAAUUAGACAGCUUUUAAAGAUCUACAUAAAAGAAACAUAGACUUAUAUUUGAUAAGAACGAAGAAUUAAUGAUUUAAUUAAAUUAAUGUAAUUUUUUGUUAUAUUUUUUAUAAAAUACAUUUAUCACUCUAGGUAACCAAAUUAUAAUAGUCAGCAAUUUUAUAAUGCUCGAAGGAGACCUGUAUGUACAUUAUGAAAUGGGGAAAAGUAGAAAUGUUUGUAUUUGAACAAUUACCUUUAAAGUUUCAAAUUGAAAUAUUUUUAACUUUAAGGGUAUUUGUUUGAUGAUUAUUGAAUAAUGUUAAUAAUUUAUGUAUUAGUAAAUUAUAUUAACUAGAUUUCAUUUUUAAAUUUUAAAAUAAAUGUUUCCUUUUU